Molecule: messenger RNA, 3120 nt
Organism: Linum tenue
Lineage: Eukaryota; Viridiplantae; Streptophyta; Magnoliopsida; Malpighiales; Linaceae
Source: the annotation of a GenBank genome assembly
GCGUCCUUUUUUGACAACAAAUCAAUAAUAUAUUUUUUGUUUCAAAAAACAGAAUUUCCCGAAAUAAAUUCCUUCCUGUCCAAAAAUCAGUUUCCCGACCACCGCCCGCACUACAACACACACCCAAACAGAUUCAAUUACCGCCCUCCCAUUCCUUUCAAUCUCUUCUUCCCCUUCUUCUUCUUCCUCCACAGUUCAUCAUUAAUGGCGAUCUCAUCGCCGUCGUCACUCUCUCCGCCGCCGUCGUCUUCUUCCUCCUCCUCAUCGACCACGUCAAUUCCUCAAUCGCGAUUGCCAUCUCCGGCUCCUUCACCCCUAAUUAAAUAACAAACAACCACAAAUACAGCGACUACGUACCCCCAUCUCUAUAUUAAUUGCUCCCAAUUUUGUUCUGCCCUUUCUCUUCCUCUUCGUCUUCUUCUCCUGCUCCCGCACAGCAGCUCUGUAAAUCUUCCAUUUCAUUUGUCAUUUAUAUAUGGGACACCACCCUCAUUCCCACGCCCAUCAGCACAACACCAGCGAUGGCGUCUCGCAGCGAGUCAAUAGCCCUCGCUUCACGGGCUCCAUGACUCGCCGGGCCACUUCCUUCAAGCGCAACCCCAACGCCACCACCAACGCCGCCCCCGCAGCCGCUGUCUCCGCCGCCGGUAAUGCGACGGGCGCCGCGGGCAACGGCGGCGGUGGCAGCGCUGCUCAGACGGCCAGCAACAGCACGGCCAACAGCGCCGGGGCCAGUCCCAGGUUCGGCUCCGGGGGGGACGAGAUUGAUCUCCAGAUCACCUCGCCUAGAUCUGAAGUCGUCGUCGUGGACGGUUUCGAUCGCCAGCACCUCGUCCAGAGAGUACACGCCGGUGUCGCCAGGAGUAGUAAGAAGGGCGGCGGGGGAAUCGGAUCCGUUGUACGGGAUUUCGGCUUCCGGGAGCGGAAGAAGCUCGGGCAGUGGAUGUUCUUUGUCUUCUGCGGCGUUUGUUUGUUUCUAGGCGUGUUUAAGAUUUGCGCCGGCGGCUGGUUUGGAUCUGCGCUCGACGGCUCCACCUACCAUCAGGAUUUGCCUGAUUCUGUCACCCAAGUAGACUUGGAUGAGAGCUCCCACAUUUCUGACACUUUUGAGUAUAAAGACAAUGGCGAUGGAGAUAGAAAUCUGAAGGCGGUCACUGCAGGCGUAUCUCUUGGUGAUGAUGCCAAGGUGGAAGAUGUGGAUCGAAAUCUAAAAAUGGUGACCGCUGGACUAGCUAACAGUAUUGGUGGCAAGGUUGAGUUGUCAGGUAUCUGGGCAAGACCUGACAGUGAUAAUUUCACCCACUGCAUUGACUUACCAAGAAGUCAUAAAAAGCUAGAUGCAAAAACAAAUGGUUAUAUCCUCAUAAAUGCUAAUGGUGGCUUAAAUCAGAUGAGAUUUGGGGUUUGGCUGCUUAUUCUCCUUUAUUUCUUAAUCUGUGACAUGGUUGCUGUGGCUAAGAUUAUGAAGGCAACACUGGUCCUUCCCUCUCUUGAUCAUACCUCGUAUUGGGCCGAUGACAGUGACUUCAAGGAUCUGUUCAACUGGCAACAUUUCAUUGAGACACUACAGGAUGAAGUACACAUAGUUGAGACUUUACCAGCACCUUAUUCAGGAGUGGAGCCUUUUAUGAAAACACCAAUAUCUUGGUCUAAGGUUAGUUAUUAUAAAACCGACGUCUUGCCAUUGCUGAAGCAGCACAGAGUAGUCUACUUUACGCACACUGAUUCUCGGAUUGCAAACAAUGGUAUCCCGGAUUCAAUCCAAAAACUAAGAUGUCGUGUGAAUUAUAGGGCAUUGAAAUAUGCCAAACCAAUAGAAGAACUUGGAAACUUGCUGGUGGCAAGAAUGAGAGGAAAUGGCAAUCCUUACCUUGCACUUCAUUUGAGGUAUGAGAAGGAUAUGCUUGCAUUUACUGGCUGCAGUCACAGCUUAAGCGCAGAAGAGGACGAGGAGCUACGCAUCAUGCGUUAUGAAGUGAAUCAUUGGAAGGAGAAAGAGAUAAAUGGGACAGAAAGAAGGUUGCAAGGUGGUUGUCCAUUGACUCCUAGGGAGACUUCUCUACUGUUGAGAGCACUGGGUUUUCCUUCCAGCACUAGGAUUUACUUGGUAGCUGGCGAGGCCUAUGGGAAUGGGAGCAUGCAGUAUCUCGAGGACGACUUCCCGAACAUCUUCUCGCAUUCAUCUCUGGCUACAGAAGAGGAGCUGGAACCUUUCAAGAAUCAUCAGAACAUGUUGGCUGGUAUAGACUAUGUUGUUGCACUUCAGAGUGAUGUGUUUGUGUAUACAUAUGAUGGAAAUAUGGCUAAGGCAGUUCAGGGGCACCGUCGAUUUGAGAACUUCAAGAAGACCAUCAACCCGGACAAGAUGAACUUUGUGAAACUUGUGGACGAGCUAGACGAGGGGACAUUGUCGUGGAAGAGGUUCAGUUCCAAAGUGAAAAAGCUUCACCGGGAUCGUGAUGGAGGGCCGUACUAUAGGGAGGUAGGAGAGUUUCCGAAGCUGGAAGAGAGUUUCUAUGCAAAUCCUCUACCAGGGUGCAUAUGUGAAAAGGGAAGGAGAAAGUAAAACCAGAAGACAGAGGCAGAGAGAAAGCUCUCCCCCCUUGUUUCACCUCUCCAACAGGUUGCGCCCAACUCCAGAAGCCUGACUUUUGAGGAGAGGUAUGGUGCUGCCUGCCAUUCUUCCACAAGUAUUAAGUCGGAAACUGGCGUUUGUACAUCUCGUCGUCGACCUUUUUAAGAACUGUUUCUACUUGAUAGGAGAGAACCAAUCUGGAAACAUUCAACAGCAAGAAAGAAAAGUGCAUAGCUGAAGGAAUGGAGGAGGGAACCAUUGGCAUUGAUUGUAGUCAUAGCUCCACAACUUUUUUUUUUUUUGUGUGUGUACAAAACACGACACCGACACGAAUACUAAUGUAUGUAGCCACUGAGGGAUAUGGAAAAAGCUGUAAAAUGUCGGCUCAAUUGGGGCUGAACAGGGUUGGUUUGCACUUAAAAAGCGGCUCCAGAUUUGUUGGAGCCACCAUAUACACAUUGGAUGAUGGCUUAGUGAGUAGAGUUAAUAUUCAUUCUUGGAUGUCAAUAAAACCUUAAACAGGACUGUCAAUUUUGAAAGCAAAU